AAAUAUAAUUCGGAACGUUAAGUAAAUCUGCGGUACUCAACAAAAUUGACUUGAACUUCGUAGGACUAUUCCAGUGUUCUUUUAUGUGUUUGGCUGAAUUCGUGUUAACGGUACGUUCCCGUGUCGAAAUGUUUUAGUCUAGUACCAUUAAGGGGCUCCUAUUUUUAUUAUCUACUCUGGAAUCCGAUUCAGAAUUACCUACGAUCAUGCAAAUUGCCGUGCUCGAGUAGUUCAAUCAGAAAGCAGCGUAAUUCGGAAGAACAGAGUUAAGUAUUUAUUGAAAUAGGAACGGCUGCGGAUUGAUGCAACAGUUUGUUAAGGGGAAACUAAAAGUCAGGAAGGCCUAGGAAGGCUCUUUGAGGAAGGUGCUUUUCGUCAAAAUCAAUUUAAAAGCAACAUAAGCGCGUGUGUAUAUCGCUAUCCGCAAUCGCGAGAGCAGCCUCGUGGCGCCGCCUGACGUUUAGUUACUGGAGUCAGACCAGCGCUAAAGUAGGCCUUGGUGGAUUGGUGGAGACUCGUGGAGGAUGACCGGUUGUUCUGAGUAGUGUGCGCGAGUGAGUGCGCGAGUCGUCCGUGGUAAGGGUGCGAGUGCGAGACACGACUAAUCGUAUCGUCUGCUGGGCAAGGCAGAAGGCAGAUAGGCCCAGAGCUGGCCAGAGGAGGGCCGUUUUUCUGAUACAUUCUGUGAGGGCUUCUGCACCCUGAGUUAUUCAACCAGGUCAGGAUGUGUUGUCGGCGUUCUGCCCAAGGGAAACUCACGGGCUUACGUCGGCUGCUUAAUUCCCGUUGACAUUCCCGCUACGCUACGGACGACCUCGCCGAAAGCAGUAGUCGUUGUCAUCGUUCUGCUCCUGGUAUUCCGAGUCGUCGCUGUUGUCGUCGUUGUUAUCGUCAUCGCUACAACGCGGCCAAUGUGCACUGGGUUAUUGUUGCCACGCUAGACGCGGUCUUGUCCAACCUGGACGAAGGAUAUUUGACAUCUGUCCUCAUCGUCCUGCACGUCGCUGGAACGUUUUGAGGAAUCUUCGAUCCCAGGAUUGCGGAUACUUUACAUUCAAGGAACACGCACUGGAAUUAGGAAUCAUGUCGGGUUCCAAGUGCUUGGCUAAUGCUGUUCAGACCAAGCCUGUUGAGGUUUCACAGCAACUCCAGGAUGGCGAGAAAUUCGUAAAGUGGGAUGAGGAUUCGGGAGUCGCCACUCCAGUCACUUUGCGGGUUGACAAGUACGGCUUUUAUUUGCAUUGGGUGGACCAGCACAACGAAAUGGACAUGCUUGAUAUAGCCACGAUCAGAGAUACACGGACUGGAAAAUAUGCCAAGAUACCAAAGGAUCCAAAACUGAAGUCUCUUGUAACGGUGGGCUCCCAAGACUGCUUGGAAGAGAAGACCGUGACAGUGUGUUACAGCUCGGACUUCGUCAACGUGACGUUCAUUAAUUUCUGCACGACGCGAGCAGAGAUUGCUAGACAUUGGACGGAUCAGCUGUUUCAUCUGGCGUACAAUUUGACGCAGCUCAAUACAAGCACAAUUAUGUUCUUACAAAAAGCGCACACGAAGCUCACACUUACAGCCGACAAGUCCGCAAAGAUAUCAGUGAAAAAUGUUAUCAAGAUGUUCGCACAAAAUAAAGAGGAUCGCAAGCGCGUUGAAAAGGCUCUUGAUAUAUCGUCUCUGCCAUCUGGAAAGAACGACGCUAUCUCCCUGCAGAAAUUCCAGUUCGAGGAUUUCUUCAAUUUCUACAAGUCCCUCACGCAGCGUGCCGAGGUCGAGAAGGUAUUCGAGGAAAUCGUCGGCAAUUCCAAGCGCAGGUUGAUGUCCGUCUCGCAGCUCGUUGAAUUUCUCAACCAGACCCAGAGGGAUCCACGACUGAAUGAAAUACUCUACCCGUAUGCGAACGCAGCACGUGCAAAGGAUCUGAUUAAUCAAUACGAACCGAACAAGUACAACGCCAGUCGCAUGCAAUUGAGUUUCGAUGGAUUUUUGAGAUACCUCAUGAGCGAGGACAAUCCAAUUGUAGCUGUAUCCAAAUUUGAAUUAUCCGAUGAUAUGGAUCAGCCACUCGCUCACUAUUUUAUCAACUCCAGUCAUAACACUUAUCUGACAGGUCAUCAACUAACCGGCAAGAGUUCCGUCGAGAUUUAUCGUCAGUGUUUGCUCGCGGGAUGUCGUUGCGUCGAGCUAGACUUUUGGAAUGGAAAGUUUGAUGAGCCCGUUAUUGUUCACGGAUACACGUUUGUGCCUGAAAUCUACGCCCGGGAUGUGAUAGAGGCGAUAGCUGAGAGUGCCUUUAAGACAUCAGAGUUCCCAGUGAUUCUCAGUUUUGAGAAUCACUGUAAUCCAAGGCAACAGGCCAAGAUCGCGCAAUAUUGUAGGGAAUAUUUUGGGGAGAUGUUACUGGACGCUCCACUCGAGUCUCACAAGCUGGAACCUGGCCAAGAACUUCCACCGCCGUCGCUAUUGAAACGCAAGAUUAUUAUUAAGAACAAGAAAAAGCAUCACCAUCAUCAUCAUCACAAGAAACAUCAUAAGAAACAGCCGGCGCAGAUCCCGGAAGCUGGUGAGAGUUCGCAAGAGGUCGACGACAGUGGCAUCGUCAAUCAGGCUGCAGAGGGCGAAAAUGGUCCUCCACCGGAUAUCAUACCGCAGAACGAAGUCCUCGAUGGUGUUGUCGUGGGUGGAAGUGGUGAGCAGCAAAUGGGAAACGGAGACAUUCCACACGCGCCGAUGCUUCAGCAACGUCAGGGCAGCAAAGAUAGCACUCAAGAAGAUGACGAUGACGAGGACGAGUCGAGUACGGAAGAGGACGAAUCCAAUGUGGAGGAUAUUAAGUUACGAAUGGACGAUAAAGUGCCGGCUCCGGAUAAAGCAGCUUCCACGGCGAAGGAAACAGAAGCUGGUGCAGAAAUAUCAGCCCUAGUCAAUUACGUGCAGCCAGUUCAUUUCAGUAGCUUUGAAACGGCAGAAAAAAAAAACCGUAUGUACGAAAUGUCAUCGUUCGACGAGAAACAGGCGACAACGUUACUCAAGGAAAGACCGCUCGAGUUUGUCAACUAUAAUAAACAUCAGUUAUCCAGGGUUUAUCCAGCUGGAACAAGAUUCGACUCUAGCAACUUCAUGCCUCAAGUCUUUUGGAAUGCCGGAUGCCAACUGGUCGCUCUAAACUAUCAGACUCUUGACCUCGCGAUGCAAUUGAAUCUUGGUAUCUUCGAGUACAAUCAACGUUGCGGCUAUCUUCUUAAGCCGGAAUUCAUGAGGAGAAAGGAUAGGCGGUUGGAUCCCUUCGCCGAAUCUACUGUCGAUGGAAUAAUUGCGGGCACUGUGCAUAUCCACGUUAUUUCUGCACAGUUCCUCACCGACAAGAGAGUUGGUACCUAUGUCGAAGUCGAUAUGUAUGGAUUACCAGCGGAUACCGUGAGGAAGAAGUUCAGAACCAAGAUUGUGCCUAAUAACGGAAUCAAUCCAGUUUAUGACGAGGAACCAUUUGUUUUCAAGAAGGUUGUCCUUCCGGAAUUGGCGUCAAUUCGAAUAGCCGCGUACGAGGAAUCCGGUCGCCUGAUAGGUCAUAGGGUGUUACCCGUUGUCGGACUAUGUCCAGGAUAUCGACACGUUGCAUUGAGAACUGAGUGUGGUCAACCUCUACCAUUGGCCUGUCUUUUCCUCCAUGUGAUCGUCAAAGAUUACGUUCCAGAUGGUCUUAGCGAUUUUGCUGAAGCUCUGGCAAACCCGAUCAAAUAUCAGAGCGAGUUGGAGAAGAGGUCAAAGCAACUGGCUGUGCUAACGGAUGAUUUAGAAGAGCCGACUGAAGGAGAAGUUGAGGAUAAAGAUAAAGUUGGUGUUGGAUCAACUAUCUCCAAACCAACAGACGAGACUGUCAAAGCUAAAAGAUUACAGUCGGCUGGUGAAUUGCCGGGAUUGUUACCCACAUCGGGCAGCCCGCAUGGUCGACCAUCCAUUGCUGGUCUCAACGCUUCGGAAACUCAAGAAGUCGAGGACGGCGUGAUCUGCCCCACAAUCCAGCCAGCCGAUGCUGCCAUAAACAAGAGUCCCAUCAAUGCUAAUUACAUGAGCGACGAAAUAGUUGCCGAAUCUUUUGAAAAGCUAAUGGAAAACAAACUCGUAAGAGAGAAGAAGAUGGAGUUGGAGAAGAAACUGGAGUCACUUAGGAAGAAACAGGAGAAAGAGAAGAUGCGGAUACAGUCACAAAAAGGAUCCUUGGAUGGCGAAAAACACAAAUCCAAGUUUUACAUGAGUCACAAAUUGGUGAAACGAUUAUCCAGCAAGAACAUUUUUUCAAGUGAGGUCGGAUUGAGUACACUUGCUCUGGCCGAGACUUCGGAGUGUCCGGAAGUAGAAAAUCGUGAGGGAGUCGAUGGUCAACCUCGAGGAUUACCACGAAGUCAAAGCGAGCGCUUGCUAACAGUGUGCAAGGAACACGUGAUCCAGGAGCGCGAGCUGCAGGAGAAGUAUCACGAAGUCGUAUUCAUGACUGUUGAAAAAGUCAUGAGAACGUCGCAGUCGAAUCAGUUGAAAACACUGAGGGUUCUUUUGGAGCGUGAAACGGCCGACGUGAUGCGUAAACUGCAAACGAUGAGGCAUGGAGAGGUCAAGCAACUCGCAAAAGUGCAUAAGGACAAAGCUGAGUUAGACCGUAUUAAGCGUGAACUAGCCAAGUCUACCGUGGAAAAGGGAGUAAACGAGUGCACCAGACUGACAAAGAUUUAUGAGAAAAAGCAAGCUGAGCUCGAAAGGCAACACGAGGAAGUUCGACAAAGGUUGGAAGAAGAAAGAAACAAGGUGAAGGCUGCGCUACAGGCUGAAUACAGUAGCCGCUACAGUAAAUUCGAAAGUGGCGAAUUUGCAUUGUCGCCAUCAGGGGGUACCAGUAUUCCUGAAUCUCUAAGCGGAAACACAUAUUCAUGCGGUUAAAGUCAGCGGUGGGCGCGGCAAGUGCGUGACCAGCAAGCUCCACUCGCGCUGUGAUUGAUCUCCUCGCGGAAGAUCACUUCGAGUACCCUUGGAUGGGCAGCAACAUUCAUCAAAUAGGAGCCUUGUGGAAUUUGCGGAGUGUACACCAGCGGAACGCCGAGAUCUUUAGGUAAAUCAGUUUCUACGACUUUCUAAACGCGGCGUGUGGGAGGCCGCGCGACAGUACAGGAAGGACAAAUGGUCCAUCAGGAUUCACUGGCAGCAACGUAGCUCAUUCAGGAGAUCCUGAUGGAUGAUCCUUCUGUUAAAUUUGGUAAAUAAUAAGUGGUAGCUCGAUGUUUCGUGUAUCGGGUGGUACUGCGGAUUCAUGGGUGUUUUCACACAGUAUUAAUGAGAAAGAAAAGGGAAAAAAAAGUGAACCGCAACUGAAACGCAGGAUACGCCCGAAUACCGUAUCGAUGCAAAUGCCGAGACUGUCUUGUAAGAUUAGCGGAUAGUUGGUCUAUGUAGGAGUUCAUUCUAAAUAAGUGUAUCAUCUUUUUGAGGAUAACGAUUCAACCUUGUUGUUAUAUACAUAAGACGUUACUCAGUACGGCAGAUUAAAGUCGUUCAUAAAUAUGACUGCGACGCCCGACCGGGAUUGUGCGUCUCAACGCUCGUGCGAAUUGACACCCAGGAGGUAGAGUGGCGUUAUGGGGGGGUUCGCGAAUCUGUUUUCUUAUUUAUAUAUUUUUUUCCGUUUGUUUUAGUCAAGAGGAAAUAAUCUCUUUGAGAACACAUAUUAUAAGAUAUAUUAUAUAGCGAAAAGACGAACUGAAAGAAAGAGAGUACGCGAUGUGUACGCGUAGGGCUCCAACGCGAUCCUAAUAUAUUUUCAACCGAAAGUAUUCAGCAUAAAGACAUUUUUCUCUCGAGCCUGCGUUAGGAAUGCUGGGAAUAAUAUAAAUUUUGAUUUUCGCACAAGCGCUCACUAUUUUUUUUUUUCUUUUAUUUACUUUGCCAUUUUUAUUCUUGCCUUUCUUUCUUUAUUUUUCUCCUUUGAUCGAUAAGGAGUAGCCAUGAUUGUUUUAAGUGACUUUUAUGACUUAAACUUACUGUAAAUAUAUUAAUAAUAAUGUAAUAUAAAUAUCGUACUCGAGACGCACACACUCGAUGAAAGUUCGGGCCGCUCGUUCUCAGGAGCCUCGAUGGAUAGGAGUACAAACGUACAAAGAAACAAAAGCAACAAAUUAAUAAGUCUAAACGGAUGGAACGAAGGAAAGGUCCCAGUAUUUCUGAACGGCGACUGGUUCUAUUCGGAAUCGACUGGGCGCCUGACGAUGUGGUUGCUUGGUCGGAUGACCUCUUUGAGGAAGACAAUCAAAAAAUGUUACAAAGUAAACUUAAUCGUAACAUUUUCCUUGUUUCUAAUCGUACGACGCAAACAUAUAUAUAUAUAUAUUGUUAUAUAUAUACAAAAUAUAUACAUACGAAUCUAUAUACAUGUAGAUAACCGUGAAGGGACUCUCAUUAUAACUGUAACGCUACAUGAAUAUAUAUACAUAUGUAUAUUGUACACACGCCGACACAAAGAACACAAAAAAGCGCACGCAUAAGAUAGAUUCUGUAAUGUAUAUGUAAAACUGCAAAACUCGUAAUAACCGCGUUAUUUAUUUUCUAUUAAUUUAAAUUAAUUAUUGCCAACCUAGUACGAAAAUGUUACGAGCAUCGCGUGUUCUCAUUAUUGCGCUGACACACGAAGAACCGAUAACGGCGAUCGGAUUUAGUGCGUCACUGUUGGCUGCAAGUAGCCGCAAGGUCUCCAUCUCGCUCAACGAAUAUUUUUCGUUUCAUUGUUACGCGAGAGCUCGAUUUCCAUAUACCAGAGUCAGAGCUUCCGGUGGCUUCUUGGCUUUGUUUCGAAAGCACAGCAACAAGCUGUUCUUGUUCCUUCGUUAAUAUAAUUAAGCCAGUCCGAAUCCAACCGUCAGCGGAUAACGAUAGCGGGACACGUUGUGAUAUUAAUGGAUCUCAAAGCAAUCGUAGGAUCGCGAAGUUUAAGAAUUCCUCGAGAAAGCAUAAAGUAAACGGCGAAGCGAGUCAGUAAAUAAAUAAGGGGGAAUGAAAAGUGCGAAAGCUGCUUUAUGCUGACGCGUUUAUCCUAUACGGAAACGGAUUUGCCCUGGGCGAGUUCAGCGCAUCCCUUGGUUACGAGUAGAGAAAGUUAUGUAAGAUUUUAUUUCGAUUAAGAAAAAAAAAAUAAUAGUCACAUUGUCAUUCGACAGAAAGAAUUUGUCACAAAAGAAUUUUCGAUCGCCACUCCUGAUUUCAAGUCAAUCAAAUCCGAUCUAUAUAUGUUCGCUCUGACUGUUGAUCGAGUGACGUGUCCAAGUCGCGUCCUUUCUACGUUGUCCUUAUUUGUCCAAUCCGAUCAGUCAAGGAAUAUUGUGACACGUGCCAAUAUCAAUAUUCAUAUUUACCGAGAAUCCCAGAACUAUUUAUUGCACUACGAAUACCAACCGUUAACACACUCAAUCCUUGUUGUGAGUGUACCGAUUAAACUUAAGGAAAUGUUGCAUUUCUAGAUAGUCCUUAUGCGCAGGCACGUAGGUGCGUACAUACGAAUAUAUUAUAAAACACUGAGAACCAUCCACACAGACGUAGAUACAUACAUAGAAUAGUGUAUUAUUAUUAUUAUUGUUAUUAUAUAUUAUUAUCGAAGGGAAGAUGGAGGAAUGCGAGCGUUUUACAAAUAGCCAUUAGUCUUGCGUUAGGCGAAUUGUUGUUUAGACGAUUAGUUAGCUAUGUCCAAAUGAAGUUACCAUUUUUGUAGGACGCACGGUUGGCUCUGCUUGCUAUUCUGCACUUGUUCUCGAGAAGUAAUGUUUUAGAUGUUUCUGUUCUUUUGCCUAUUUUGCCUUCUUCGACUGUUCUACGUAGACGCGGGCUCGCUGUUAAUUGUCCCAUCGCGGAUAACAUAUUGAGAGAGUCUUGAGAGAAUGAAGGAAGGGAGUAACAAGGGAUGUUUUUGCGGAGUAAAUGAUGAUCGAAGUCAGCCGUGGAAAUUACGUAGAAGGGUGUGCCUGUGUGUAAUUGGGACGCAGUGGGCGAAAAAUCGACUAUAAAAAGUGGGAACAUUUUUUGGACAAAGGAGAUUAGAAUAGAAAUCGUAGUAGAUUAGCUGCAUUAGCGGAAUGAGGUGAAAACGGAAUUAUUUUAUCGAUCGGAGGACUGUUCCUCAUCCCUCGUGCAGAUUUCCAAGUUGGCGUAAGUUCCAAACUUAGAUUUCGGGUAAUUGCAUAUACUACUAAGUCACGAGAGAGAGAAAGAGAGAGAGCGAGAGAGAGAGAGAGAGUAUCGUUUGUAUAGAGAAAACGUAUUGUUACGCAUAACAUAUAUGUAUAUUAGGAGAUUGUCGUAUAGAAACAUAAGUGUAGUCGCGAAAGAGUCAUUUUUAGAAAUAGCAUGUUAUCAGCUUAUUCGACGAACCGUAAAUCCAGACGCCAGUCGCUACGUUCACGUUAAGAGAUAUCGUUGCGAGGAAACGUAAUUUUGUUAAUCUUUAAUAGAAAAUUGUAAUUUUUUGUUCUGUCAACGAGUCGCAGCGACCAGCGUUCAUGUGGAUUUACCCGGAGGCUUCUGGAAGUCGUUCAAGGAAUAGUGAACGUGAAGGACGCACGAGGUUUAAUAAUCAAAAAUCAAAAUGAAUUAAAAUGUGAUUCUAUAGAUCCUUGAUCGAUUCUCGGUUAGCUCUUUGUCAUCCUUCAUCGUCUUCACGAUCUUCACGUUGAUGUAUAAUGUAUAUUUAGCUUUCGAUCGAGAACCCAAGUCCGCCAGUUCGUAUUUAUACAUAAAUAUUUAGGCGAUAAAGUUAUACAAAAUAAUUAUAAUUCGCGUUGAAAUAUUAUGUGUUGUUGCCGUUGAUGUUGUUAAUGAUGUACAUUAGUCCGGUAACGUUUAGCGUACCUAUUGUAAUAAGCUGAUCACUAUUCGUAGUCGUAAAAGCUGAUUAGCCGCGGAUACAUAAAGCUAGCGCGAUCGUUUAGAGCCAAAUUAAUGUUAGCGAAGAAACUGAGUAUGGAAAAAGAAAGGAUGGUGCGAAUGCAUGUGUAAAUUAUUGGGACUGUCUGCGUGUGUGCUUGUGAAAUUUUUUUAAGGUACGACUCUGCUUCGCCUUUUUGUUUUUCUCAUCGACUUACACUUCUCACGCGACGUUUAUCGCGGAGUGAAAUCUUGUCAAAUUUAUCUCUUCGGGUUUAAUGCCUCAAGAA
Molecule: messenger RNA, 9176 nt
Organism: Cephus cinctus (wheat stem sawfly)
Lineage: Eukaryota; Metazoa; Arthropoda; Insecta; Hymenoptera; Cephidae
Gene: Plc21C
Product: 1-phosphatidylinositol 4,5-bisphosphate phosphodiesterase classes I and II
Exons: 19
Coding region: 1084-4926 (1280 amino acids)
Biological process (GO): lipid catabolic process; phosphatidylinositol-mediated signaling
Molecular function (GO): phosphatidylinositol-4,5-bisphosphate phospholipase C activity; calcium ion binding
Source: RefSeq, a predicted model, not a curated record